Molecule: messenger RNA, 942 nt
Organism: Colletotrichum navitas
Lineage: Eukaryota; Fungi; Ascomycota; Sordariomycetes; Glomerellales; Glomerellaceae
Exons: 3
Coding region: 1-942 (313 amino acids)
Source: RefSeq, a predicted model, not a curated record
AUGCUUUCUACUAUACUCUCGCUCGAGCGUUGCAGAAACAUCCUGUCGUCUGCCAGUCGAGAUCUCCCUUCUUUAGAGUCAUUUCUCCGUGACUUUGAUCUCGACGACGGCGUCUUUGCCUCGGCAGGUCAACCCGCAAGCAGGCUAACGCCUAUUGAAGCCCAACGAAUUGCAAAUAAUGCUCGCCGCUGCUUUGAGAAGGAUCAUGAUGAGCCCGUCUGGAAUACCGAAGUUCACAAUCUUCUCUUGACCAGUGUUUUGCGGGGGGAUGAUCCCGAGGAGCAUGGUGCACAUCUUUGUGACUUUAGUUUGUGCACCACCGCUUCCAUCAUCAAGGACUACGUGCCGGCUGGCAUACCAGCAAAACGAGUUGACUUCUGCAUCUACCUCGAUCCUGCAGCCGAUGCGACAAUGGUCGGCAUCACUAGCAAGGUGCUGGCUUUGCGCCAAAGGCUACCGAGUUCGAGCCUGAACCACACAUCGUACGGUGCCCUUUGUCCCCACCCCAUCUCCGUCGGUCUGGAGACCAAGAGACCCGGGCACGACUUGGAUGGGGCAAUGCUGCAGAUUGGCGUCUGGCAGGCUUCACAAUGGAAAAUGCUCCGUCACGAGCUGCGCCGAACAGCCCCCGAGCGACUUGUGCAACAAGGCAUUCGCUCUCCCACAGUAGAUGAUGUCGAGAGAAACGUUCAGCUAGCAUUGUCGGAGCUGGGGGCGCUCCCAGGGGUCGUCAUCCAAGGCCAUGACUGGAUCUACGUCGCCACGUCUCCCGAGCUUCUAGAAUCCAGCCACGAGUGGCAGAUUCUUUGGUUGGGGAAGCGCUUCGGAGACACAAACUCGACACUUGGUAUCCACCAAAUCGCAGCUUUCCUUGAGCAUCUUGUGUUGUGGUCCAAGCAAACAUACUGGCCUUGGUUUCGAAAAUGGAUCCUCGCCUCUUGA